Messenger RNA from Zingiber officinale, 2473 nucleotides. RefSeq lists its product as uncharacterized. The transcript has 6 exons. Bases 1333 to 1743 code for a protein of 136 amino acids. NCBI's taxonomy places the organism in Eukaryota, Viridiplantae, Streptophyta, Magnoliopsida, Zingiberales, Zingiberaceae. The record is from RefSeq and is a predicted model, not a curated record.
UGUUUUUUCUUACCGUUCCUUUCCCUUUCCAUGCUCCUGCCUCCCUAUUCCCCGCCGCCUGCCUUCCCUAUUCCUUGGCAUGAGCCCUCCGCCGCCUGCCUCCUCACCACCACCUAGAUCAAUCCGAUUAGAUGAGGAAGCAAUUUCCAUCCUCUCCUGCCUCCUCCUGACUUCCGAGCCCUCUUCCCGCAGAAUCCUAGUCGCUUGUACCCACGCCUCACCCCACCCUAAUCCUUUUCCUUGCUUCAAGUCCACCCCUUACCACCGUCGACCUCUUCCCCAUCUUCCUCCCCACAUCAACCGAGCUACUGGUACAAGCUCAUCUCCGAUCGAGACCUCUUCCCUUGGUCGUUUGAAUUCAAGGUUUUGGGAGAGCUCUCGAACCCCAAAGUUCCUUUUUUUGUCUAUUGUUUAGGUUUUUGGGUUGUUGAAUGGCGAUGGAGGAUGCAACAGAGAGUUGUGACAGUUGGGAUGUGGUGGAUUUGGCUUGCAUACAUACUCGGCAGAAACUGCAACACUGUGUAUAACCAGUUCCUUAACUACCACCAUCUUUACUCUGAUGCAUGCGCCACCUUCACGUUGCGUUGUUGCCAUUCCACGAAGUCACCACCUACACCACAUGCGCCUGUGCUAUUGCAGCCUAUAGUCACAUAAGUUUAGUAUAUGGAAGAUUCCUAUGAGUGAUUCUUCUAUAGAACUUCCUAAAGAUGGCAUCCACAUUAUUGCAUAGAGGAGGUCAAGUGGAUGAGGAUACUUAUGCAUGAGCAAUAUAUUAUCUCAACAAACUUGGUUGGUUUGUUACUUUAUACAAGAGAAACAAUUCAUCUCAUGGAGUUCAAAGACAUGCUAUUAGCAAGAGGAUGGAGGAAGAAAUUAUUGAAUGAAUAAAUUUGAAGCUCGUUAUCACAAAAAGUAGGAGAGGGAGGAAAAGCUUAUCGAGGAAGGUAGACAAAGAGAAGAAAAUCUCAAGAAGAUGAUUCAUAAAAUAAUUCAAAAGGAUGGUGGAGAGGUUAAUUUAGGUUUCCAGGAGGCUAUCUUCAUUAAGGAUCAUCGUUCACCGGAGCUAGCGUACCACUUCAUAGAUUUCAAAUAGGAUCAAAUUUGGCACCGUCUGUGGGAAUUAUUCACAGAUUUCAAAUAGGAUCAAACUUGAGCGUCGGAGGGCCUAGACUGAGAUAAAGUCGCUAAGCAUAAAAGGGAGCUAAUGGAGGCAAAGAAGAAAAUUUCAGAACAAGAUGCACAUAUACAAAAAGUUGAAGCAAUGGUAUAUAAAAGUGGGCAUGCGACAUUUUGAUUGAUGACAAAGGCAGUUACUCAGUGAAGUUACAUCACAUGAAAGAAGACGACAUUAAGAUUGAUGAUGAUGACAUGCAGAUUUUGUCUAAAGAUGAUGUUUUACAGGGUAAAUUAGUUGCAUUGAUAUUGGAAUCUAGCACAAAUGUUGUUGCAUAUGGUACAAUUGUUUGUAUCAAUGAACCGAAUAAAAUGCUUCAUGGUGUUUCAUUUCCCAAGAAUUGUAUGCGAGUCUCCAUUGAUGAAGCAGUGGAUAAAUCAAGACCUUUGCCAUAUCCAAUUCCAAGUGAAUGUGAAGUAAUUGGUGAUGUCAUAGGAACCCAUGUGGCUUGGCCACAACACUUGAUAGUGAAGCAAGAUGAGUUCACAAAAGCGGAGUACUCUCAAGAAGAAAUUGAUGAGGUGCAGUCUGAAUUGGCGGAAUAUAUAGAAGAUCAUAUUUAUGAGUAGAUAUGGAAUGAUGUUUGCCAUAAUUCAAUUUAGAUUUAAGUUUAUGGAAUGAUGAUCCUCUUUUUCCAUUUAGUUAAAGCUAAUAUAUGAAUUGAUUAAAUUUCUUUUUUUAGACACUGCCCUAUUACUUUAACAACUACGUGUGUGCAGGUAUAAUGGUAGUUUGCCAAAAAAUGGCACAUCAAUAUUUCAUAUGUUUGCCAUAAUCAACAGAAGAGCUUUAGCUAACAUAGGAGAAUGGUAGUUGUCACAUUAUAGCUGUCACACAUCUCCCUUUGAUGUGCCAGUUUUUUAUUACCAGUUUUAGCCAGCACGGGAGAAUGGUAGUUUUUGAUUGAAUUUCAACAACUAGGUGUGCAGGUUUUUGAUUUUUAAUUUGUAUGUGUGUCAGUUUUUGGAUUUUUGAUUUGUUUGCCUUGUUUGUGCAGUCUUAUCAAACACAGGGUCACUAAUGAAGGAUAGGAGCAUAAGUCAAUUUAGAAUGAUAUGCCGAGAAUCUGCUUUCUUGCUUUUUAAAUUUGUGCCCAGAAUCUAAUUUAUAAUCUGCUUUCUUGCACAUAAUCAGUAUAGAAUGAUUUGUUUGCCUUGUUUGUGCAUAUUCAUCUGCUUUCUUGCUCUUUUAAAUUAGUGAAUUUUUUCAAAUAGAGAUCAUGUUCUCUAUUCAGGAUCUCAAAUUUUACAACAAUAACUUUUAGCAUUUCUUUGUCUACUUAUACAAAUUUUUGUUUUG